This is a messenger RNA of Drosophila eugracilis, 1860 nucleotides long. RefSeq names its product heparan sulfate 2-O-sulfotransferase pipe. The coding region runs from base 188 to 1738 and encodes 516 amino acids. Lineage: Eukaryota; Metazoa; Arthropoda; Insecta; Diptera; Drosophilidae. The transcript is spliced from 6 exons. The record is from RefSeq and is a predicted model, not a curated record. Gene Ontology annotation, molecular function: sulfotransferase activity. Gene Ontology annotation, cellular component: membrane.
AAAAAGGCGGCCAAGAGCCCCCAGGAACAUUCAGUCAAGCCGCGAUCGCCGAGCUCUACGGACGUCUCAACAUCUACCUUCUCGUGAACCGCAGUGAAUUCAAGUGCUGACCGGAAAAUUCUUUCGGCCAAGAAAGGUCUCCGAAAAAGAUCUCAAACGAUUGUGUUUUUUGUGUAACUCCCAUUGGAUGUCUCUGAACGCCGAGCGAUCGUACAAAAUGAAACUGCGCGAUGUGGAAAAUGCCUUCAAGUACCGGCGCAUACCGUAUCCCAAGCGUUCCGUGGAGCUGAUCGCCCUGCUGGCUAUUUCGUGCACCUUCUUCCUGUUCAUGCACACGAACAAAUUGAACAGUCGCCUCAAGGAGAUGGAGGUGAAGCUGCAGCCGUCUGAGUUCUCGGCCCUGGGACUAACGGGCAACCACAUCAGCGGACACGAUGCGGGCAAGCACGACGACAUCAACACUCUUCAUGGCACCUACCAAUACCUGAAAAGCACGGGCCAGGCGGUUGGACAUAAUGUUCACGAUCGCCGGAGCAGCGAGGAGGAGCUGCGGAGUCCAACGGGGCAUGGACAUCAUCAUGAUCACCACUCGCACCACCAUCAUGUGCACCAUCAGGGCAAGAUCGAUGGCCAUCAACACAAGGCUGCCCAUGACAAACAACUGGCAAUUCCUGACAACAAGCACAAGGAGGAUGAAGUCCACUUCCAAGACGAUGAAGAUGGGGAGGAUGAUGAUGAGGAAGACGAUGACUUGGCCAAUGGUGUGGGAACCAGUGAUGAAGAAGGUUUCAAUUUCAAAGCCGAUCUCCUGAACAACACCAAAUUCGCCGAGGUGGACUUUGUCUUUUUCAAUCGAGUCCCGAAAGUGGGCAGUCAAUCGUUAAUGGAACUGAUGGCUCGAUUGGGCAAGAUCAACGGCUUCACCCAUGCUCGGAAUAAGGGCAGUGUCCAUGAAACGAUCGUGAUGAAUAAGCAGCGGCAAAAUGAUCUUAUAGCUGACCUCCUGACCCGACCAAAGCCACAUAUCUACAGCCAGCACAUAGCCUACAUAAACUUCACUCGUUUCCAUUUGCCAAAGCCAAUUUAUAUUAACUUGAUUCGAGAUCCGAUCGACCGAAUCAUCAGCUGGCAUUACUAUAUCCGGGCUCCGUGGUACUAUCGGGACAUGCAGGCAAAGUUGGGAGAAAAGGCAUUGCCCAUGCCCUCGGAUGAGUUUAUGAACCUCGAUCUGGACACUUGUGUGCGGAACCACGAUCCCCACUGUACUUUCGCCCAAAUGCAGGUUAAGAAUCCAGUGGGAGAUCACCGCCGACAGACCUUGUUCUUCUGCGGCAUGAAUCAGAAGCUGUGCAUGCCCUUUAACUCGGAGGCUGCCAUGCAAAAGGCCAAGAGAACUGUGGAGACGGAAUACGCCGUGGUGGGAACUUGGGAGGACACGAAUAUUACACUUUCUGUACUGGAGGCCUAUAUUCCACGAUUUUUCCGCAAUGCCAAAGUGGCCUACUAUUUGGGGAAAGACCGCUUGUCACGAGUAAAUCGCAACAAUGUCACUCGAAUCGUCAGCGAUGAAACUCGACUCAUUUUGAGGAAAAACCUUACCAACGAGAUCGAGUUUUACGAGUUUUGCAAACAGCGUUUAUACCUCCAGUAUGCCGCCUUGAGUCAUGGAAAGCGAUUUGGAGAAGAUGACUACCUCUUAGUGCCAGAACAGCAAAACGAUUAUAAUGACGAGUAUUAGUAAGGACACUAAGUAAGGAACUGAGAAACAAAUUGAAUAAGUGAUAAGCCAGUAUGAAAUGUAUGAUUAGAAUCAAACUCAGGACUAUGUAUAAUACACGUACAAAUUGAAGAAAAACUGAA